Molecule: messenger RNA, 825 nt
Organism: Komagataella phaffii GS115
Lineage: Eukaryota; Fungi; Ascomycota; Pichiomycetes; Pichiales; Pichiaceae
Exons: 1
Coding region: 1-825 (274 amino acids)
Biological process (GO): positive regulation of DNA-templated transcription, elongation; positive regulation of transcription by RNA polymerase I
Cellular component (GO): CTDK-1 complex
Source: RefSeq, a predicted model, not a curated record
AUGGAUGCUUUUGAAGCUCGGAUCCAUUUCUCGGAUAUGCUGAAGAUUCUAAUGCCAUCCCAGCAAUCAGUAACAAACUGCACCAUGUACGCUAUCAAAAAUCGACACUUGCAGGAGGAUUUUCACUCUGUUAUACUGGAGGUACUGGAUGCUGUGGACUUGAAUGUGAGAAUAAACAUCUUUCAGUUUGUGGAUUCCUUGAUUGCAUCAGGAUCUGCGAUAGAGGGACGUCCAUUUGUGGAGAAUUUGGCUCAGGAUUUACCCGUAAUUUUGGAAAAAGUCGUACCUGUAAAUAGUAGCUCCAAAGCAUUUGUUAACCUUCAUUCCAGUUUUCAUAUUCUGGCUCACAUAUCACAUGAGUUGCAACUUAAGGACACCAAAGAGUACGAAAAAAAGUUCAACCUCAAUGAAACGUUAGAUGAGGACACUACUGAUCCAUUAAAAAGAAGUUGGAAGUUUUUGUUACAGCAGAAAGCACUACUGCAUUCGGAACGUUAUGCAUCAGAAGAUAAUACUGAGCUGAGCCAGGAAAGUUUGGCAGAGGUAGAUGCAGACCCGAAGUUAAGGUUAUAUACCUUAAGUGAGCAACAGAUUCUUGCCCGAAUGGAAGCGGACCGAGAAAGGCAUAAAAGGGCCAAAGAAAAACUCUGGAUGGUAACUCGAGAGUCUUACUCCCUCUCGUUCAAUGAGUUUGAAAAUAUAGAUGAUAGAUUCAGCUCUUUGCAGGACGAAGACUAUAAAGAGUUAAGGGAACUAAAACGCCUUGUUAACAAAUCUUUUAAUGGUAGAAAUCAAAGCUCGGAAUUCAAAAGGUUGAAAGCCUAA